Messenger RNA from Clavispora lusitaniae ATCC 42720, 933 nucleotides. RefSeq lists its product as uncharacterized. The record is from RefSeq and is a predicted model, not a curated record. Gene Ontology annotation, molecular function: S-adenosylmethionine-dependent methyltransferase activity. NCBI's taxonomy places the organism in Eukaryota, Fungi, Ascomycota, Pichiomycetes, Serinales, Metschnikowiaceae.
AUGAGACAAAGUGUCCAGUUGUUGAAAGCAAUGAUUUCCAAUACGAGAGCACAUCCGACUGCUGUCAAUUCCUUCAAUGCAAAUCAUGUGUCCUACGACCAAUUACGCCCCACGUAUCCGGAUGCAAUCGUGAGAGCAUUCACAGACAACAUGAAUAUUUCCAAAGAGAGUCAGAUCUUGGAGAUCGCUGCUGGGACAGGGAAGUUCACUGCAAAAUUGGUUGACCGUGGUAUGAAAAAUAUUAGAGUUGUUGAACCAUCACGAGGCAUGUUGGACAGCUUCAUCGAGCGUUUUCCAGAGAUAGAGGCUAUCCAAGGUUCUUCUUACGGCAUUCCCCUACCAGAUUCAUCUGUGGACGCAAUUAUAGUUGCCCAAGGUUUCCAUUGGUUUAGUGACACAGAGUCCUUAAAGGAAAUGAGAAGAGUAUUAAAACAAGGUGGCCGAGUUGGGUUUAUCUGGAAUUUCGAUGGGGAGUCGGAAAGCCAAAAACUCGCAGAAAACACCAGUUAUGAAGUUGUAGGUGACUACAAGAUCAACAGCCAAAACCCUUACGAAUACGCCCGAAAAAUAUUUAACCACGAUAAAUGGAACCAUGAAAUCGUCAAUUUUAUUUAUUCUUUAGACAAAGGCGUUCCCCAAUACCGACACGGAAAGUGGAAAGAGGUUCUAAGGAAUAACGAUUAUUUCAAGCCCAUAAGCAAAGAGAUAUUUCAAUUUUAUCGUAUCCCCAUCAAAUACAACGAUGUAUACAAGUAUUGGGAAACAAGAUCUUACAUUACCGACCUUCCUGAAAUUGAGAGGAAAGAGAUCGAAGAAAGGGUUUUCGAUACCUUAAAUAAAUAUGUCACUGAAGAUGAGGUGAGAACUAUAAAUGGAGAACAAUUUCUUGAGAAGUAUAUGGGCACGCAUGCGGUUAUCAUCGAUCCAAAAUAA